CUCAUGAUAUUACUCGUGCUUUUGCCUUGGAUUAUCAUAUUCUAGUUGCUCUGAGGUUCGGUCAAGAGCCUCUUUUUCGACUAAUGUAGCACGAAACGUAGUGCCAAUACCAAGCAGUGCAACAUAUCAAAUACUGUAUUGUGGAUAAUCGUUAAAUGAUAAAAGUUAGGAUACGUGAAGUACAUACACAGAAUUUGGUGUUCGAAUGAACUUGGACUUUAAAGAAGUUGUUUGAAUUUUCCGAGUCCGUGUUUUGAGGGAGGAACGCUUGCGAACACCAGGCUGAUACGAUUGGGGAGCAUCACUGAUUUGUCAUGCAAGUUUGAAUGUCCCCCUAUUGUAAAUUGGAGUUUUCUGACGUCUCAGUCUGGCAUGUUGUAAAAUUGGAAUCCUGCAUAGGGUUUAUGCCGGAUUCAAGGAACAGGAUGCAUAUUCUUACCGUCUGCCCAGCUGAAUCAUGACCACGUACAUGUCUUACAUGCAAUGGGAAAAGUUAGGCAAGGAGAGUACCUGUACCAUGAUUGGAAAAUACGUUGACCAGUCAAGUUAUGUCAGGAAGAUCUCCUACGCCAUCCAGCCGAAGGAGAUCGACUUUCGCCGGAAGAAGCGACUCCCGCAGAUUGUGGGCCUGGCAGCAUUCUUCAUCAUUGCCCUCGUUCUGACAGUUGGGCUCGUUUUCGGCAUCGGUCCUUCUGACGGCUUCGGCAAGAACAACUCCACACAUUAUGAUGAUGAACAACUCAAGGAUGGCGAAUGCGUUGGUCGGGAAGGCACGUUCCGUUUUGCGGCUGUGACUUCAGAUGAACCAAGUUGUUCAUCUUUGGGAGCGGAGAUGCUGGGAAGAUACCAAGGGACGGCUGUGGACGCUGCUAUCGCGACGCUGUUGUGUGUGGGGGUGGUGCAACCCCACAGCAUGGGGCUAGGAGGUGGAUUCGUGAUGACAAUCUAUGACAGGCCAACCAAGAAAAUAUUUACACUGGAUGCCCGAGAAACAGCGCCAGGCCAGGCCACUGAGGAGAUGUUUGGCCGUAACAAGAGGGCUUCGAAGGAAGGCGGCCUGUCAAUUGGCGUCCCCGGUGAGCUCAAGGGAUAUUGGGAAGCCCAUAAACGCUUCGGCCGCGUCCCUUGGUCCACACUCUUUAAACAGGCAAUAGACCGAUGCGAAAAUGGCGUGAAGAUAUCCAAGACGCUUUAUUCAGCUAUGAAAUUGAAAGAAUGUGCCAUUAAGGAGGACGACGGUUUAAGGAAGGAUUUCGUCGACCCAACAACAGGCGAGCUUCUUAGAGAAGGUGAAACGUUCACCAGAGCAACCCUGGGGCGGACCCUUCGCCUCGUAUCCGAGCGUGGGGCAGAAAUAUUCUACAACGGCAGCCUGGCUAAAGAUAUCGUCAUGGACGUCCAAGAAGCCGGUGGAAUCAUCACGGAAUCGGACCUUGCUAACUACAAGGUCAAGUGGAGAGAACCAAUCGAAGUGACCUUCAAGGACGGGACGCGCUUCCAUUCCCUCCCUGCGCCCUCUAGCGGGCCAGUACUGGCCUUCAUGCUUAACGUACUAGAUGGCUAUAACUUCUCAAGUAAAACUGCCGGGACCGUCGACAGCAUUAGCCUGGCCUAUCACCAAAUGAUAGAAACAUUUAAGUUUGGCUAUGCCCAUAAACCGUUCUUGGGUGAUAAAGAUUUUGUUGAUGUAUCAAAGAUAACAAGAAAUCUUACGUCCCGACCUUACGCCAGUUAUAUCCGGAGUCUCAUUCUGAAUGACAAGACUCACGACAUCACAUAUUACGGUCCACUGGUUGCCCCUGAUGAAGACUCGGGGACAGGAGGAAUGACUGUAUUAUCACCAACAGGGGACGCUGUGGCGGUGUCCAGCACCAUCAACAUGUAUUUUGGAUCUCAGGUGCUAGGGACAAGAUCGGGAAUUAUCUUCAACAAUGUCAUGAAUGACUUCAGUAAGCCGGGUAUCUCCAAUGUCUACAAUAUCCCCCAAUCGGACCUCAACUACAUCAAGCCGGGAAAACGGCCGGUUACAUCAAUGAGUCCGGCAAUCUUUUUAGACAAAAAUGGUGACAUCAAGUUGUUGGUAACUGGAGCCGGGGGCAAUAGAGUUUUAUCAUCUUUAGCAUACGUGGCAAGUCGUGUUUUAUGGUUUCACGAGUCGCUUCAAAAGGCCAUCUCUUCUCCAAGAAUUCAUGACCAGUGGAUACCCCCUAACACAAACUACGAAAAAUAUUUUCCUUCGCGAUGUAUAUCCAUCCUGAAAACAAAAGGACACACAAUGACAUUAUCAAAGGCGCCGUCAAUAGUGCAGGCGAUCUCAAGGCAAGGGGAUAUGAUCAGCUCUUAUGCUGAUCAAAGGAACGGUGGCUGUGUUGACGGUUAUUGAGGUAGCGCAAGCAAUCUGACGGGAAUUUAAAAAAACCGUUGGCAAUUGUUGAAAUAGUCCAGGUGCAUGCCAGUGGGUAUCUCAAGAUAGGGGAUGCUGACAAAAGGAACUGUGGCUGCAUCGACGGUUAUUACUGAACUUUCAGCGGUAUUGCCUCCGUAGCCUCUCUUAACAGGCGUUGUCUGGAAGCUGAGCAUUGUCAAUACAAGAGGGUCAAGAUGCGGUUAUUGAGAUAGUGCUAACAAUCUGACGGGAAGAUGGUGUAUCCUUUAUACUGCUCAUAAAAAAAGCGUUGACAAUUGUUUACAUGAUCCAAAUCCGAGCAUCACAGGACGGGGAUGCUGAGAAAAGGAAUGGGGGCUGUCUCGAUGGUUUACACCCCGGACGCAGUGGACUGACUGACUGAGGAAGGACGAUCAGGAUGACGAAUGGACUGCAUCCGAGUCUACGAUGUUAGGCCUCUAAUGAGAUAGUGGCAGGUAAUUUUAAGGCAGGGGGUAUGAUCUGAUAUGCUGGUCAGAGGCUACGCCGAUAGUUAGUUGAACUGCCGGGUUGAAAUUAGAAAACACAAUCGCGAAGCAAGGCAAUGGUCUACUCUUACGCUGACAUUCGGACUAUAGUGGCUGCGGUGACCUUUGACAUAGAUAGCAGGCAAUCCUAUAGUAAGCGUUGUCCCUAAAUUUCGAACAUCCCUGAAGAAGGUACUUCGACGGUUUUGGUAGACUGAUUAUUUUAAGCAUUAUGUUUUUGUUUCAAGUGUAACCAUAUGUAUAUUUUAAAGAUUUUUACUGUUGUCAUGCCAAUUAUUCAGAUGUUAUACCUUGUGUCUUUCAUCGUUAACUACAUUAUAAACCUAAAAAGAGUAGAGUACACAAAUCCCGAUGUUUUUUAGUCGAGAGCACGUGAGCUCUUACAAGAACUUAGCUCAUUGUGUGCCAUUUGUAACGUUGGAGGAAACCGGGCAACCCGGACGACACCUACGCUGUUGAAGUGAAUUACCCACCCUAUCACAUGAGUAUACCUGAACCGACCGAUACUCGGAGGUGACUGACGCCGAUGUUUUCAUGUUUUGAACUUGCGACAGCUUUUCAUGAUUCAAUAUGUGCUGAAUGUGUUUGAUCAGGGAUGUGUUAUAAAGAACAUCCCUGUUCUGAUUUCAUAUAUCAUAUACAUCUAUUCAUGUUCAGUGAGGUAAUGUGAAGUGUGCGCAUGUAUGUAUAUACAUUAUGUAUUUUUCUAUUUGUAGUGCUCAUUUUUGCACUUUGUUGACAAACGUGUUUUUCAUCAAGAAUAAAUUAAAUGAU
Molecule: messenger RNA, 3687 nt
Organism: Lineus longissimus
Lineage: Eukaryota; Metazoa; Nemertea; Pilidiophora; Heteronemertea; Lineidae
Product: glutathione hydrolase 1 proenzyme-like
Exons: 13
Coding region: 458-2383 (641 amino acids)
Biological process (GO): glutathione catabolic process
Cellular component (GO): plasma membrane
Molecular function (GO): glutathione gamma-glutamate hydrolase
Source: RefSeq, a predicted model, not a curated record